This is a messenger RNA of Ceratotherium simum simum (southern white rhinoceros), 4447 nucleotides long. Lineage: Eukaryota; Metazoa; Chordata; Mammalia; Perissodactyla; Rhinocerotidae. The record is from RefSeq and is a predicted model, not a curated record.
GGCGACUCCUCUCCAGGCUGGCGGGGCCCGGCCGCGAGCCCCGGGCCCCCGAGGCCGCGCUUGCCUGCGCGCUCUGAGCGUUCGCAAGUUUCGAGCAAAGUUUGGUGGAGCAAACGCCAAGCCUGAGUCUUUUCUUCCUCUCGCUCCCCAAGCCGAGGGCAGCCCGCGGGCGUCAUGCCCGCGCUGCUCCGCAGCCCGGGGUGCGCGUGAAGCCUCGGAGCCUCCACGCCGGCGAGGACCCCAGGACCAUUUUUUGUUGGUUUCCCCCGAUCUCGUCGCUUGCUGCAUCCCGACCCACGCCGGGCACGGGGACAGAACCGAUCGCCGAGGAGCGUUGCCAUUCAAGAGGCUGCAGCAGCAGCAGAAGCAGCAGCAGGACUGGCAGUGGCUACCGCAGCCCCUUGCUUCCUGAGCCCACCGCAGGCUUGAAGGCAUUGCUGGCAGUCCAUGCUCGUAGCGGAAGUGUGCAGAUGGGAUUAACGUCCACAUGGAGAUAUGGAAGAGGACGGGGCGUUGGCACCGUAACCAUGGUCAGCUGGGGUCGCUUCAUCUGCCUGGUUGUGGUCACCAUGGCAACCUUGUCCCUGGCCCGGCCCUCCUUCAAUUUAGUUGAAGAUACCACGUUAGAGCCGGAAGAGCCACCAACCAAAUACCAAAUCUCCCAACCAGAAGUUUACGUGGCUGCGCCCGGGGAGUCACUAGAGUUGCGCUGCCUGUUGAGAGAUGCCACCGUGAUCAGUUGGACUAAGGAUGGGGUACACUUGGGGCCCAGCAAUAGGACAGUGCUUAUUGGGGAAUACUUGCAGAUAAAAGGUGCCACGCCUAGAGACUCCGGCCUCUAUGCUUGUACUGCUGCUAGGACUGUAGACAGUGAGACUGUCUACUUCAUGGUGAAUGUCACAGAUGCCAUCUCAUCCGGCGAUGACGAGGAUGACACAGAUGGCUCCGAGGAUUUUGUCAGUGAGAACAGUAACAGCAAGAGAGCACCAUACUGGACCAACACAGAAAAGAUGGAAAAGCGACUGCAUGCCGUCCCUGCAGCCAAUACUGUCAAGUUUCGCUGUCCAGCUGGGGGGAAUCCAACACCAACUAUGAGGUGGCUGAAAAACGGGAAAGAAUUUAAGCAGGAGCAUCGCAUCGGAGGCUAUAAGGUACGAAACCAGCACUGGAGCCUCAUUAUGGAAAGCGUGGUCCCAUCCGACAAAGGGAAUUAUACCUGUGUGGUAGAGAAUGAGUAUGGCUCCAUCAAUCACACCUACCACCUCGACGUCGUUGAGCGAUCGCCACACCGGCCCAUCCUCCAAGCUGGACUGCCAGCAAAUGCCUCCACCGUGGUCGGAGGUGACGUGGAGUUUGUCUGCAAAGUUUACAGUGAUGCCCAGCCCCACAUCCAGUGGAUCAAACAUGUGGAAAAAAACGGCAGUAAAUAUGGGCCUGAUGGGCUGCCCUACCUCAAGGUUCUAAAGGCCGCCGGUGUUAAUACCACGGACAAAGAGAUUGAGGUUCUCUAUAUUCGGAAUGUAACUUUUGAGGAUGCUGGGGAAUAUACGUGCUUGGCGGGUAAUUCUAUUGGGAUCUCCUUUCACUCUGCAUGGUUGACAGUUCUGCCAGCUCCCGUAAGAGAAAAGGAGAUUACAGCUUCCCCAGACUACCUGGAGAUAGCCAUUUACUGCAUAGGGGUCUUCUUAAUCGCCUGUAUGGUGGUGACGGUCAUCCUGUGCCGAAUGAAGACCACGACCAAGAAGCCGGACUUCAGCAGCCAGCCGGCUGUGCACAAGCUGACCAAGCGCAUCCCCUUGCGGAGACAGGUUUCUGCCGAGUCCAGCUCCUCCAUGAACUCCAACACCCCGCUGGUGAGGAUAACAACACGCCUCUCCUCAACAGCAGAUACCCCCAUGCUGGCAGGGGUCUCUGAGUACGAACUGCCGGAAGAUCCAAAAUGGGAGUUUCCAAGAGAUAAGCUGACGCUGGGCAAACCUCUGGGGGAAGGUUGCUUUGGGCAAGUGGUCAUGGCUGAAGCAGUGGGAAUCGACAAAGAGAAGCCCAAGGAAGCAGUCACUGUGGCCGUGAAGAUGUUGAAAGAUGAUGCCACAGAGAAGGACCUUUCUGAUCUGGUAUCAGAGAUGGAGAUGAUGAAAAUGAUUGGAAAACACAAAAAUAUCAUAAAUCUUCUCGGAGCCUGUACUCAGGAUGGCCCCCUCUACGUCAUAGUUGAGUAUGCCUCGAAAGGUAACCUCCGUGAAUACCUCCGAGCCCGGAGGCCGCCUGGGAUGGAGUACUCCUAUGACAUUAACCGUGUUCCCGAGGAGCAGAUGACCUUCAAGGACUUGGUGUCCUGCACCUACCAGUUGGCCAGAGGCAUGGAGUACCUGGCCUCCCAAAAAUGUAUUCAUCGAGAUUUAGCAGCCAGAAAUGUUUUGGUAACAGAAAACAAUGUGAUGAAAAUAGCAGACUUUGGACUGGCCAGAGAUAUCAACAAUAUAGACUAUUACAAAAAGACCACAAAUGGGCGACUUCCCGUCAAGUGGAUGGCUCCAGAAGCUCUUUUUGAUCGAGUGUACACCCAUCAGAGUGAUGUCUGGUCCUUCGGGGUGUUGAUGUGGGAGAUCUUCACGUUAGGGGGCUCGCCUUACCCAGGGAUUCCCGUGGAGGAACUUUUUAAGCUGCUUAAGGAAGGACACAGGAUGGACAAGCCGGCAAACUGCACCAACGAACUGUACAUGAUGAUGAGGGACUGUUGGCAUGCAGUGCCCUCCCAGAGACCGACGUUCAAGCAGUUGGUGGAAGACUUGGACCGAAUUCUCACUCUCACAACCAAUGAGGAAUACUUGGACCUCAGUCAGCCUCUCGAACAGUAUUCUCCUAGUUACCCUGACACAAGGAGUUCAUGUUCUUCAGGAGAUGAUUCUGUUUUCUUGUGUUACGACCCAUGCCUUCCUCAGUAUCCACACAUAAACGGCAGUGUUAAAACAUGAAUGAGCUUGUCUGCCUGUCCCCAAAUAGGACAGCACCAGGAACCUAGCUACACUGAGCAAGGAGGCCAUGCCUCCAGGAGCUUGUCUCCGCUUGUAUAUAUGGAUCAGAGGAGUAAAUAAUUGGAAAAGUAAUCGGCACACAUGUAAAGAAUUUAUACAGUUGGAACUUGUAAUCUUCACCAGGAGAAGAAGAAUGUUUCUGGGGCAAUGAACUGCCAUGGGCCCCCACGCGCCCAUGACCCACUGUGGGUACUGGCUGUGGACCAGCCGGACUCAAGGCAAACAUACGUUCUGCCUUCCUUGUGAAUUUUGUAAUAAUUGGAGAAAAUAUAUGUCAGCACACACUUACAGAGCACAAUUGCAGUAUAUAGGUGCUGGAUGUAUGUAAAUAUAUUCAAAUUAUGUAUAAAUAUAUAUUAUAUAUUUACAAGGAAUUAUUUUUUGUAUUGAUUUUAAAUGGAUGUCUCAAUGCACCUAGAAAAUUGGUUUCUGUUUUUUUAAUAGCUAUUUGCUAAAUGCUGUUCUUACACAGAAUUUCUUAAUUUUCACCAAGCAGAGGUGGAAAAGUACUUUUGCUUUCAGGGAAAAUGGUGUAACAUUAAUUUAUUAAUGAAUUGGUAAUAUACAAAACAAUUAAUCAUUUAUAGUGUUUUUUUGUAAUUUAAGUGGCAUUUCUAUGCAGGCAGCGCAUCAGACUAGUUAAUCGAUUGCUUGGACUUAACUAGUUAUCAGAUCCUUUGAAAAGAAAUAUUUACAGGAUGUGACUAAUUUGCAGAAAGUGAAAUUUUGAUUUAUUUGUGUUUAAACUCUGCUGUCAGAUAAUUGUUCUUAAACCAUCUAAAUGCCCAUAUUAAAAGAACCCAUUAAUAAGAAGGUGUUUUGUUUGGGUAUGCAGCUCUGUCGUUGGGCCCCUGUAAGGUUGAACUGGACUUCUCAAGACAAAUGGUACCAGCGUCCUCUUAAAAAAGAUGCCUUAAUCCGUUCCUUGAGGAUGGACCUUAGUUGAGAGGAUAGCAGAAUGUACUUCUCUCUGGCAGCUGGCCUUCUGCCCCUGAGUUGAACAUUAAUCAGAUUAGCCUGUAUUCUCUUCACUGAAUUUUGAUAAUGGCUUCCAGAUUCAUUGGCAGUGGAGAAGCCUUUUAGGAUCUUCACGUCUCAUCAUAGAAAAUUGAAACACUGAGUCGUUCUGCUGAUAGUUGUGGGGAUCCUUCCAUCUUUUUAGGGAUUGCUUCCGUCUAAUUCUGGCAGGACCUCACCAACAGAUCUGGCCUAAUACCAAUGUCAGACAGAAUAUCGUCAUGUUGUUCGUUCCGUUUUAAAGUAUUGUGUUUUGCUUUCAAAACACCUACUCACUUUCUUAUAGCCAUGCAACAUGAAUGCAGAUUACACUGAUUUUACGUGUUACGAAAUUGGAGAAAGUAUUUAAUAAAACCUGUUAAUUUUUAUACUGACAAUAAAAAUGUUUCUACAGA